This is a messenger RNA of Spea bombifrons (plains spadefoot toad), 3198 nucleotides long. RefSeq names its product pre-mRNA processing factor 40 homolog B (gene PRPF40B). The coding region runs from base 50 to 2779 and encodes 909 amino acids. The transcript is spliced from 27 exons. Gene Ontology annotation, molecular function: RNA binding; protein binding. The record is from RefSeq and is a predicted model, not a curated record. Lineage: Eukaryota; Metazoa; Chordata; Amphibia; Anura; Pelobatidae. Gene Ontology annotation, biological process: mRNA cis splicing, via spliceosome. Gene Ontology annotation, cellular component: U1 snRNP; U2-type prespliceosome.
CAUUUUGUUGCAGGGGCGGAGCCUGCGGCGGGUCUCGGCUAGAGCGGGGAUGUCAGCACCAGAGUCAGGAACAGCUCCACUUGGGCAGGCGGCUCCAUUCCCAGCUGCUCCUCCCUUGAUGCCCCCACCAUUUAUGCCUCCACCAGGGCUUCCACCUCCAUUUCCUCCAAUCGGGUUGCCUCCAAUUGGACAAAGGCCUCCAGCAAUGCCUCCAAUCCCACAUGCCAUGAUGCCACCGAUGAUUCCUCCCAUGGCAGGCCCACCACCUAUUGCUCAGCUUCCAAGUCUAGUGCCUCCCUUAAUGCCAGCCAUGAUGCUGCCGGCAGUAACAUCCAGUUCUACAACAGCAGCUGCUCCAGGAGCAGAGUCUGUGAACUCCUCAGUGACACAACCAGCGGCUACUAUACCAAAGAUUGCUGUGGACGAUGGUGCACCAACUCAAGAUGUUCCAAAAAAGAAAACCUUAUGGACUGAGCACAAGGCACCAGAUGGACGUACCUACUACUACAACGCUGACACCAAGCAGUCUACCUGGGAGAAGCCAGAUGAGAUGAAAUCCAAAACAGAGCUUCUUCUCUCUCAGUGUCCAUGGAAGGAAUACAAGUCUGAUACAGGAAAAUCCUACUACUAUAACUCCCAGACCAAAGAGUCACGCUGGACCAAGCCCAAAGACUUGGAGGAAUUAGAAGCUUUGAUAAAACUUGAGGAGAAAGUCGGCACUGAACGCGAAAUCCAGUCUGCUGUGUCCAGUCCUUCAACUGCCGCUUCUUCUGACGCAGAAAUGACGCCUACCGAGGAGAUGGCAGCCUCACAGGCCGCUAUACCAGAGCCCACUGACUCAACCGAAAACGAAGCCCCAAAGGAGGAUAGCACUGUGUAUCAGAAAGAUGUCAUUAAUAGUGAGCCGCUCCAAAUUGAGGAUGGUGGAAUAGGGGAACCCGAGAAGAAGUUUUAUAGCUGGAGCACAAAGGAAGAAGCAAAACAGUUCUUCAAAGAGUUGCUUAAAGACAAGGGUGUUCCUUCCAAUGCAUCAUGGGAACAAGCAAUGAAAAUGAUUAUUAACGACCCACGUUACAGUGCACUUCCAAAGCUUAGUGAGAAGAAGCAGGCAUUCAAUGCUUACAAAGCCCAGCGUGAGAAAGAGGAAAAAGAGGAGGCCAGGCUCCGGGCCAAGGAAGCUAAAGAGAAGCUUCAACGUUUCUUGGAGCAGCAUGAGAAGAUGACCUCUACUACUCGCUACAGAAAAGCUGAGCAGAUGUUUGGAGAACUAGAAGUGUGGGCCAUUGUUCCAGAGAGAGAUCGCAAGGAGAUUUAUGAUGAUGUUCUUUUCUUCUUAGCAAAGAAAGAAAAGGAACAAGCAAAACAGCUGAGGAAACGCAAUGUACAAGCACUGAAGAAUAUCCUGUACAACAUGAAUAAUGUAAGCUUUCACACCACAUGGUCUGAGGCUCAGCAGUACCUUAUGGACAACCCUAUGUUUGCAGAGGAUGAAGAGUUGCAAAAUAUGGAUAAGGAGGAUGCAUUAAUUUGCUUUGAGGAGCACAUUCGGGCUCUGGAAAAGGAUGAGACAGAGGAGAAGGAGAAGCUCAGGAUUUUGGAGAGACGUCAGCAACGCAAGAAUAGGGAAUCCUUUCAGGUAUUUCUGGAUGAGCUUCAUGAGACGGGACAGUUACAUUCUAUGUCUACCUGGAUGGAGCUUUACCCUUCAGUCAGUACAGACACUCGCUUUGCCAACAUGCUGGGACAGACAGGUUCAACGCCGCUCGACUUGUUUAAAUUUUACGUGGAAGACCUAAAGGCUCGCUUUCACGAUGAGAAAAAAAUCAUUAAAGACAUAUUGAAGGAUCGCAGCUUCAGUGUUGAAGUAAACACUACUUUCGAAGACUUUGCUCACAUCAUCAGUUUUGAUAAGCGGGCAGCUACUCUAGAUGCAGGAAACAUUAAGCUAACGUUUAAUAGCCUCUUGGAGAAAGCCGAAGCUCGAGAACGUGAACGGGGAAAGGAGGAAGCUCGAAAAUUUAGGAGGAAGGAAGCUGCCUUCAAAAGCAUGUUGAAGCAGGCGGCACCCCCUCUGGAACCGGACUGCACCUGGGAUGAUGUAAGAGAGCGCUUUGUUGGUGACGGUGCUUUUGACCAAAUCACGGUGGAAUCGGAAAGGAUCCGUCUCUAUAAAGAGUUCCUGCAGGUUCUUGAGAAUGAAUAUCAACACCAUCACUCCAAAAGUAAAAAACACUCCAAAAAAUCCAAGAAGCACCAUCGUAAACACUCUCGUUCCCAGUCCCCAAACUCUGCUGACAGAGGGAAGAAGAAAGCUCCAGACAUAUUUACAGGAUGGGAGAACCCUGGAGGAGAGAAGGGUUCAGAAACUGAAGAUGAAAAUCAUCACCACAGAGCACAGAAAAGAAAGAAACGAAAUCACUCUGAAUCUGGCUCUGAAAUUUCCUCAUCUGCAGAAUCAGAACAUAGUUCCAAGAAAUCCAAGAGACAAAAAAAGAAGAAUAAGAAAAAGAGACACAAGUCGAACAGCCCUGAAAGUGAAACAGAGAGGGCUAAAGAGAGAAGCAGAAGAGAAAGGGAGCAAGAAAGUGAUCAGCCGAAAGAGAAAGUAAAAGAGAGCGAUCACAAUCAAGAAGAGUCAGUAGACAGUCGGCGCAAAUCACUGAAACAGAGCACGCGGAGAGAUAAAACAGGCUGGGACACAUCAGAGAGUGAACUCAGUGAAGGCGAGCUGGAGAAGAGGAGGAGAACCUUGCUCCAACAGCUGAGUGAUGAUCAGUAGUUUUAAACAGAAGAGUGCGGUGUAUCCUUGGUUUUUUGUUUUUAUUUUUUAAAUUAUUUAAGUUGACAGAACUUUGCCUUCAAGUGUUACUUUGAUUGGUUCCAUUAGCCAGAAAAUUCAUAGAUGUUGUUAUUUCUGCAAAGCCAUUACUUAGUAUGAGGACGUGAGGACUACAAUUCUUUGUUGUUGAGAAGCUGGAAAGCUACACAACUAUUUGGACAGUGCAAGGUAUUUAUUAAAAAAAUGAAGUUGAAUUCACGUAUUUGAACGAUCGAUUGUAUAGAAAAACAUGAAUAUUUCUUUUUACCAAGACAGAGUUCAGGAAAUCCAAUUAGGGGCACUCCCACCAUACAUUUAUAUGCUUUUGUCAUUGCCCUGUGGGUAUAAGGAAUAUAUAUGUAAUAUUUGCCAGAAAAAAA